Messenger RNA from Musa acuminata AAA Group (dessert banana), 2124 nucleotides. RefSeq names its product protein REDUCED WALL ACETYLATION 3. The transcript has 17 exons. Gene Ontology annotation, molecular function: acetyltransferase activity. The record is from RefSeq and is a predicted model, not a curated record. NCBI's taxonomy places the organism in Eukaryota, Viridiplantae, Streptophyta, Magnoliopsida, Zingiberales, Musaceae. Bases 204 to 1841 code for a protein of 545 amino acids. Gene Ontology annotation, cellular component: Golgi apparatus. Gene Ontology annotation, biological process: plant-type secondary cell wall biogenesis; xylan biosynthetic process; xyloglucan metabolic process.
AUCGCCCUACGAAGGCGACUACUCUCCGACUCAAGCCAUUAUAACCCCGCUCUCUUCGGACUUCCUCGUCGGUUGCUUCAGAUCCGUCCUAGCGCCGGGGCUUGAAUCCUUUGGAUUCCGCCCGUGUUGAUGAAGAUCCACCUGCUAUCCCUCUGAUCCGGAGAAGAAGGUUUCCUUUUUGUGGCGCUCAAUUCUAUAGGAAGAUGGCGGUGUCUAGUCCAGUGACCCCCGGUCAGGUGUCAUUCUUGCUUGGCCUUUUUCCUGUUAUUAUUGCGUGGCUAUAUUCAGAAAUUCUGGAAUACCGGAAGUCUUCCUCUCCGAUGAAAGUUCACUCAGAUGUAAAUCUGGAUGGCCUGGACAAUGAAACAGUCAGGGAAGAUGAUCGGGAUGCUUUGCUUGAAGGAGGUUUAUCAAGACCUUCUUCUGCAAGACUUCAUAAUUUGUCAGUUAGAGCAAAUUUAAUCAGGUUUAUAUCAAUGGAUGAGCCUUUCUUGCUUGAACAUCGAGAAGCAUUGAGAGCCAUGGCAGAAUUUGGGUCAAUUCUCGUUUACUUCUAUAUUUGUGAUCGGACAACUCUGUUCUCACAAUCCACCAAGAGUUACAGCCGGGACCUGUUUCUUUUUCUUUAUAUCCUUCUUAUUAUAGCAUCAGCCCUGACUUCUCUGAAGAAGCACCAUGACAAGUCAACUUUUACAGGGAAAUCUAUAUUUUACUUAAAUCGUCAUCAAACUGAGGAAUGGAAAGGAUGGAUGCAGGUUCUAUUCUUAAUGUAUCACUACUUUGCUGCCUAUGAAAUAUACAACGCGAUAAGAGUGUUCAUUGCUGCUUAUGUUUGGAUGACUGGCUUCGGAAACUUCUCUUACUAUUAUGUUCGCAAGGAUUUUAGUGUUGCCCGGUUUGCUCAGAUGAUGUGGCGGCUUAACUUUUUUGUGUCAUUUUGUUGCAUUGUCCUGAACAAUGAUUACACCCUGUACUAUAUCUGCCCCAUGCACACACUCUUUACUCUCAUGGUGUAUGGAGCCCUUGGCAUUUUUAACAAGUAUAAUGAGAUUGCACCCGUAAUGGCUGUGAAGAUAAUAUGCUGCUUUCUGGUGGUUAUUUUAAUCUGGGAAGUUCCCGGGGUAUUUGAUCUCCUGUGGGCUCCUUUCACGUUCCUAAUAGGAUACAAAGAUCCCGAUCCUUCCAAAUCAAACUUACCACUCUUACAUGAGUGGCACUUCAGAUCAGGCCUUGAUCGCUAUAUUUGGAUUGUCGGAAUGAUAUAUGCUUAUUACCAUCCAACUGUUGAAAGAUGGAUGGAGAAGAUCGAAGAAUCUGAUACAAAAAGGAGGCUGUAUAUCAAAACAAGCAUAGUUUCUGCUUCAUUAUUGGUUGGUUAUUUAUGGUAUGAGUACAUCUACAAACUAGACAAAAUUACCUACAACAAGUUCCAUCCAUACACAUCAUGGAUCCCCAUCACUGUUUACAUUUGCCUACGGAAUUUCACCCAGCAGCUUCGCAGUUCCUCCCUCACUCUCUUUGCGUGGCUUGGCAAGGUCACCCUGGAGACCUACAUCUCUCAGAUCCAUAUCUGGCUGCGGUCAAACAUGCCAAAUGGCCAGCCCAAGUGGCUUCUUUGUUUCAUUCCAAGUUACCCUUUGCUCAAUUUCCUGCUUACUACUGCCAUGUAUCUCUUUAUAUCAUACAGAAUAUUUGACCUGACAAAUUUGCUGAAGGCAACAUUCAUUCCGAGUAAAGACAACAAACGCCUCUUUCAUAAUCUUAUAUCUGGAGCUAUCGUUUCCUUCUGCUUAUAUUGUAUCUCAACAGUUAUUCUUCACAUUCCUGGGAUAUCGGGAUGAAGAGCCACAAUCUGCACCAAAAAAUGAGGUCUUCUGUUGGGCUGCCAAAUCUUUCGGUUUUGGCGAGACGGUUCCUGUUUGUCGCAACUUGUAACAUUCCGAUAAAUGCAAUUUUGGUGAUAAUUAUAUGCCUCAGUUAUACCAGACAACUUGUUUUGGCACACAAUUGGAGAUAAGUAUUUAGAAAGGUUAGGGGCAAUUUUAUUCAAAAACAAGCCAAUCUUUUGUGUUUUACCGAUAAUAUUGAAUGACCAUUCGUCACUAGUAAUCUGGUGGGGGCUUA